AUGGGGUCUUCCUCAACAACAUUUCUUCUCUUUCUUCUUUCCCUUGCUACUCUUACCCCUUCACAGCUGAAAGAUGUUUAUUUUGUGCACAACUGUAGCGAAACCAGUGGCAAUUACACCGCAAAUAGCCCUUACGAAACCAAUCUCAAUACCAUCAUCUCUCGAUUCGCCACUCUUACAGAUUUCAAUUACGGCUUCUUCAAUCUGUCUGCCGGUGAAAGACCCGACAAAGUUUACUCAACUGCACUUUGCAGGGGUGACAUGAACCAAGCCGAUUGCAACACUUGCCUCAACUACACCGCAACAGAGCUCAAGCAAUUUUGUCCCCGGAACAAGGCUGCCACCGCUUGGUCUCAAUUUUGUUGGUGCGGUACGCCAACCGAGAUCUUUACGGGCAGCUGGAGAACGAUCCUCGGACUUGUGCAUUCAACCCCAUGA
Molecule: messenger RNA, 438 nt
Organism: Gossypium arboreum
Lineage: Eukaryota; Viridiplantae; Streptophyta; Magnoliopsida; Malvales; Malvaceae
Product: cysteine-rich repeat secretory protein 38-like
Exons: 1
Coding region: 1-438 (145 amino acids)
Source: RefSeq, a predicted model, not a curated record